AUGGUCAAAUACACAGAAGAGCAAUUAUUUGAGAUUCAAAAUGAUUCUAAUUAUGUUCCUCAAUCACAUAUUCUUGCUGCGUUCAAUGAGAUGAUUGAGCAUGUUAGAGAACAUGCUCAUCAACAACAAGUUCAAUAUCAGCAACAUCAACAACACCAACAACAUCAAGGUCAAGGUCAAGGUCAAGGUCAAGGUCAAGGUACAGGACCAAAUGCUGCUAAAUGGAGAAAUGGCGAUACCUAUAUUGAUCAACAUGGUAACGAGAGAAGUUAUCAUCAUAUGAAUAGGCGUAGAGGGUCUAGGUCGGCAGGCAAUAGUGAGAAAAAACCUUUUCAUAGAAUUGUCAAAGAUGAGGAUGGAUGGGAAACUUUCGCUGCUCCAUCCUCUACUAGCAGCGGCGCCGGCGUUGGUGGUAAUGCAAGGGCAAGUUUUGGUGGCGAAGACGCAAAUGACGAGAAAAACAAGUUUAGAGAAGCUAUUAAUAGCACGGUUAAAGCAAGGCCAAAUAAUAAAAAUUUAGGAAGUUCAAAAGCGGUUGAUCCUAGAGAAAUUGUUAGCGACAAACAAACUAGAACCUUUAACGCCUUUGAGGCAUUAGAAGGGGACGAUGAUGGCGACAGCGAGUAA
Lodderomyces oxycetoniae is the source of this 627-nucleotide messenger RNA. RefSeq lists its product as uncharacterized. Lineage: Eukaryota; Fungi; Ascomycota; Pichiomycetes; Serinales; Debaryomycetaceae. Gene Ontology annotation, biological process: translational initiation; negative regulation of translation. The record is from RefSeq and is a predicted model, not a curated record. Bases 1 to 627 code for a protein of 208 amino acids. The transcript has a single exon.